Messenger RNA from Knipowitschia caucasica, 1122 nucleotides. The record is from the annotation of a GenBank genome assembly. Lineage: Eukaryota; Metazoa; Chordata; Actinopteri; Gobiiformes; Gobiidae.
AUGGACGACAACACAACUAAUUUUCUUAUGGCAGACAAUCCUAAUUUGUUUGGCUGUGGCUCAGUGGCUCAGGUCACGACCACGAACAACCAGAGCGGACAGUACCUCUCCAUAAACCUGGGCUUCGCUUUGGGCGUUACAUUCGGGGUUUAUGCCUCGAGAGGAGUUUCUGGUGCCGAGUCCACAGGUGCUGAGUCCACAGGUGCUGAGUCCACAGGUUCCGAGUCCACAGGUGCUGAGUCCACAGGUGCUGAGUCCACAGGUGCUGAGUCCACAGGUGCCGAGUCCACAGGAGCCGAGUCCACAGGUGCCGAGUCCACAGGAGCCGAGUCCACAGGUGCCGAGUCCACAGGAGCCGAGUCCACAGGUGCUGAGUCCACAGGUGCUGAGUCCACAGGUGCUGAGUCCACAGGUGCUGAGUCCACAGGUGCUGAGUCCACAGGUGCUGAGUCCACAGGUGCUGAGUCCACAGGGGCCCAUCUGAACCCGGCCGUGUCCCUCAGUCUCUGUGCUUUGGGACGACACUCUUGGACCAAACUCCCUUUUUACGUUUUCUUCCAGUGUUUUGGGGCUUUUCUGGGAGCAGCAACAGUGGCUCUGCAGUACUACGAGGCCAUCCGGUGGUACAGUGGCGGAGAGCUGAUCGUGAGCGGCGCCACAGCCACAGCCGGGAUCUUCUGCACUUUCCCCGCGGACUACCUCAGUCUGUGGGCCGGCUUCGUGGAUCAGGUGAUAGGCACGGCCGCGCUGCUGCUCUGUCUUCUGGCUCUGGGGGACUCGGCGCAGGGCUCCAUCCCCGCGGGGGUGAAGCCGGUGCUGGUGGGGGCCGUGGUGCUGGUGAUUGGGGUCUCCAUGGGCUCCAACUGCGGCUACGCCCUGAACCCGGCGCGGGACUUUGGGCCUCGGCUCUUUGCGUUCGCCGCUGGAUGGGGAGCGGAGGUCUUUACGGCUGGAGGAGGCUGGUGGUGGGUGCCCCUGGUGGCCCCAUGUGUCGGAGCUCUGCUGGGGACUCUGGUCUACGAACUCAUGGUGGAAGUGCAUCACGUCAAAUCGUCGUCUGAGGAGAUGAGUGAGAGCAGAGGUCUGGAGAUGGACCGGUCAGAACCAGGAAAACCCGACUAG